Molecule: messenger RNA, 6954 nt
Organism: Vollenhovia emeryi
Lineage: Eukaryota; Metazoa; Arthropoda; Insecta; Hymenoptera; Formicidae
Gene: unk
Product: RING finger protein unkempt homolog
Exons: 13
Coding region: 178-2586 (802 amino acids)
Molecular function (GO): metal ion binding
Source: RefSeq, a predicted model, not a curated record
GCGGUGACGACGACGACGGUGGCGGCGGCGGCGGUGGCGGUAGCGGUAGCGGUAGCGGCGACUACGACUGCGAUCGGGACGGUGCGCCGUGUUGCUCGGUGGCGUACGCCGUACGUGUUAGUGCGUGUGUCCGUGCGCGAGCGCGGUUGGUCGGUGGCCCGCGUUGUUGUAUCCAAGAUGAAGUCCGACUCGAAACCUUUGUUGACAGCUCAGGCGGAGAAGGCGAACCAUUACACAUACUUGAAGGAGUUCCGCGUAGACCAGUGUCCCCUCUUCAUACAGCGCAAAUGCACGCAGCACAGGCCGUUCACGUGCUUCAACUGGCACUUCAUGAACCAGCGGAGGCGCAGGCCGGUGAGGAAGAGGGACCGCACCUUCAACUACAGCGCCGACAAUUAUUGCACCAAGUACGACGAGACCUCUGGCAUUUGCCCGGACGGGGACGAGUGUCCGUUCCUGCAUCGUACCGCGGGCGACACGGAGAGGCGCUAUCACCUGCGCUAUUACAAGACGUGCAUGUGCGUGCACGACACCGACACCCGUGGCUUUUGCGUGAAGAAUGGCCCGCAUUGCGCCUUCGCGCACGGCAAUCACGACCUGCGCCCGCCCGUGUACGACAUCAAGGAGAUCCAGGCGCUGGAGAACCCGGACUCGGACCCAAACUCCUCGUCGAACGGGCCUAACAUACUCGACAAGGAGCGCAACCUGAUGAAUGAGGACCCGAAGUGGCAGGACACUAACUACGUGCUGAGCAACUACAAGACCGAACCAUGCAAGAGACCGCCGCGACUCUGCCGACAGGGCUACGCCUGUCCGCAGUAUCACAACAGCAAGGACAAGCGGCGCAGCCCGCGCAAGUACAAGUAUCGUUCGACGCCGUGUCCGAACGUGAAGCACGGUGAGGAAUGGGGCGAGCCGGGCAACUGCGAGCAGGGGGACGCGUGCACGUAUUGUCAUACUCGUACGGAACAGCAGUUCCAUCCGGAGAUCUACAAGUCCACCAAGUGCAACGACGUGCAGCAGGCUGGCUACUGCCCGCGCGGCGUCUUCUGCGCCUUCGCGCAUGUUGACCGUGAGUGUACACUCAUCAAUCUGUUGCCAACAGAAGAAAUGAGCCUGGCGAGGGAUAUGGCGGUACCUAUAGAUUGCGGAGCGAAUCUGGCGGACAUACUCAGCAACGCACUUCCACCCGACAAGCGCUCGCACGACAAGGACAAGCCACUCAGUGACAGCAGUCGCUUGAUCGACUUGCAGAAUGGAAGCGGCGAGGUCUCGGAAUCCGCCAGCACGAGCAGUUUGGGUAGCAACAGCUCGCACAGCAAGGCGCCAGGCGCUCAACUGCACAAUUCCAAUAAUACCAAUUCCGGCAUAAAUGCGGCCGCACAGCAGAAACUUACGAACAUGCUUUACCCCAAUUCCCUCAUACAAGUUAAUGAAAUUCGGAAGCAAAUGAUCGCCAUCGACAGCGAUCCGUUGUUGACUAAAGCUGAAAAGGCCCAGCAGAAACAGAGCCUCUACAUUGCGUACAAUUUGAACGGGACAUUAGGCAGUCACUCGUUAGCAACUGUUUCACCACUUUCAAAUUCGUUCUACUCAAACGACACUGUGGAAUCUGUAGUAGGGAAUGCAUUAGACGAGCUCCAUUUAGACGACCCGUUAAAUUUAGUCGACUCAAUUCAUAGGGAUACAAAUUCACCAAUUGGCAAUUCGAUAUCGGCAGGCCUAGCUAGCUCCGGUCUACUCGGUAGCUCGGCCCCGGUCAAUAUACCGGGCAUGGCUGAACGUUCAGUUCUUACCAAUUUCUCGCCAUCAACGUCGAGCCCACUUCAGCAAUUACAGACUGGUUUUCUCACCGGGUCGAGAUUCUCCCAUCAAGACUCCAUGGAAUCCACAUUGCCAUUUAUGAAUCAGAUAUCGGAUCCAUUUAGCAAUCACAUUUCGCAACUUAGCAGCUCGGCUUCUAAGCUUAGUGGAUUCAAUAGUAGUUUAUUCGAUUUCGCGAGCCAAGGAAUGUCACCGUCGCGUACGCAACCCACUCUACCGGCAUCUCCAUUGGUCAAUGCAUUUUCCAUUAGUCCAAAUAACACAGGAUCGUUGUCCGAGGUACAAAGGCUCAGAGACGAAUUGUCCUCGAGCCGUGCUCAAUUGGCGACAUGGGACGAGCGUAUUAAUCAAGCGCGCGCGGCUUGCGCGGCGUGGCAAUUGGAAAGCGAGGAGGCGAAGAGGAAAGCGACCAUCGCCGAACAGCAAAGGGACGAGAGAAUGAAUUUUUUGCAGGCUCUGAAAGCGCUCAGGGUUGAGAACAAGGCGUCCAAUGGCGGUCCGUAUCUUCAUACAUUGAGGAAAAUAAGCGAGCUCAGAACACUCUCGAUAGCCACCUUGAAAUCAAUUCAAUCGCAAUUGCGCUCGGAUCUCGAGGAGGUGGAGAAGGUGCUGUACAGAGAAACAGCAACAAAGUGCAUGGUUUGUGAAGAGCAGAAUCGUACGGUUACUCUAUCCUGCAAUCAUUACGUGGUCUGUUCGACGUGCGCUCCGAAUCAGCGCGAGUGCCCGUACUGUCAGACGCCAGUUGUCUCAACAAGUUAGACCUGAACCUUUCCUUAAAAUCUUGUUGUUAUUGCAAUUUUCGCUUCUCUGUUUAAAAAAAAAAACACAGAACGAAGAGGCGAUGGCAGCCGCAGACUCUGAAAGAAUAUCAUAAUCUGAGAUAUCUCAAAAUUGCCUAGAUUUACAAAUCGAUUCUCCGUCUAUUUCAACAAAAUGGUCGCUUAGUCUAUUAUGGAACAUUGCAGCAUCACGAUAUUAGAAUAUUACAUUGUUCUUAAUUAUAAUUGAUUUAACGAAGUGCAGUGACAGUUGACGCAAAACUUAAGUGAUCUGAAUUCAGGCUUGUGUUUAGAAAAAUGCGAGGUAACAAAUGGCUGUACGACUAUGAUCACACUUACAGUUAGACCAAAUCACUCGGUAUGCCACUUAUCAAUGUUUCUCCCUUAGACUCAUAACUUCUGCCACUAAAUAAUUAUACAAUGAUGAUGAUGAUGACAAAUUCUCUAUGAUUAUUUUUCAGUGAAUUUUAAUUUAGUGCAUUUUUUGAUUAAUUAACAGUAGAUUUUUUUUAGUUUAACUUAAAAACUAUUUUUCGCCCUCUUUGUAAUUCUGAAUUGCAUAAAGUAACGCUUACACUGGUGAAUACUCGCGCUACAUUUACUUGCUAGGGAAACAAAGUAUGUAUUUUAACAAAUUAUUACGUUGCAAAGUACGUGUCUUAGUAAUUGUAAGGAUAGAAUGAACGAGAGAACCGCGCAACAGUCAUUUGCAUCCUCAUAUUUGAUCGUCAAUGUUUUCUAAAAAAGUUGAAAAGAAAAAAAGGGAAACGAGUCGCAAGUUCGCGGACGCUCGCCUCGAGAGGAAAGCGAACAUAAAUUGGCCACCUACAUAGCCCGCAGUGGUCUCGCAUAUUCUUUGAUUUGAUAAGAUUUUACGUUAAGCGAGGCAAAAACAAUUUGCAUUAAAAGAACAAUGUGCAAGCAGUGCCAUUUUCGACUUAUGAAAGUAAUAAAGUUGCGUUCUGCGAGAAGUGAAUGUGAUCUGUUAACGUUUCUAAUUUCUAUAGCAUAAUUCCGCAUUCUCAGGCAGUCUAUGAAGAAAAUACCGCAUUUCGCUGAAACUUUGCAUCGUGGAAGCAAACGUGUGCAAUUAGAAACAGCAAGGAUGUAAAUUAUUUUCAACUUUUUUAUUAUCAACUUCGGGAACUUGAAAUUGUUCGGAUACUCGCGGGAGUCGACGCUCUCCGUAGUUCUCGAUAGUGCGGAAUUGCGUAUAGAAAUGUGUCCCCUUUUAAAUUUUUUACUAUUUUUGCAAUAUUACGGUAAACGCCGUCUUCCGAUACAAUGUAUAAUGUUUAGGCGUAGCGCUUUGAGGCCACUAAAAAGUGUCAGAGGCAGCGCAAACAAACCGCGUUUAAACAAAUCUUAUAUUUGUAAGCUUGAUAUAUGUAUAUGUAUAAAUGUAUAAAAAAAAGAAACAAUAGGCAUUGCUCUCUCACACAGCUCGACUUCGGGUGCGCUCAGCGUAGAAAAGCAGAAUCAAUAUAUUCGUAUAUUGUGUAACUUCUGGUGUUUAAACAAAAAGCAAUGUACUUAUAUGUUAUAAGCGGUUAAGGUACUAAGUAUGUAUACUUUGCGGGCUAUUGCGUGAACGAAUCGUAUCUAUUUUACCCGUGCUCACACACGGAGUCUGUAACAAUCGAUGAGGAACGUCGGAAUUAUCCGAGUUGAGAAACGGGAAUCGCGAAGAGAGAGAAUCAGGAAGAGACCUUUCGUUCGUGCAGUCGCGUUCGUUGCUUUCACAGGAUGAAUCACUAAUAAUGUAUUAUAAAUUUUGUUCUCUCCAUUCGCACGCGUGCGCGUGCGAAGGGAGCACUCGCGCGAAGGAAUAAAGGGAGAGAUGAGAAAUUGUGUGGAUCCGAAACAAGAACCGCAUUCUCGAAGAGAUCGUACAAAGUGUUGACGAUAAAACGAUAAUCAAGACUGCUGUAAUUUAUUGUUCAUGUAAACUUAAUUCCGUAAAGUCAGGUCGCAAUGAAAUUACGUUGGCGCAAAGGAAACAAGAUUGUUCGCCGUUAAUUCUUAUUGCUGCUGUCUUCUUCUAGACGCGCGCAGGACAAAACCAUUUUUCGUAUCUGGCAACUCACAGGAGUCGAGAGAAUUCUUUUUAGCGAUUACUUUUACCUCCCGUAGUUUCUAAGGCGAUUAGGUAGCGCUUAUAAAUUGAAAAUUAUGUGUACCAUUUUCUUAAUAUAUACAUAUAUAUAAUUUAAUAUAUCGAGAUGUUCUUUGUUUUUCAAAUCCGCGACGAGAGAGACGUUUCUGCUCGGCGCUAUAUUCUUUGUGAGUAACAGGGACCUUUACACGGUCAAUAACACCGAUCAUUAAUAUUGAAUCUCAGUAAAACUGACAGUACUGCGCGUCAGUCUAUCCAGCUUCUUUUUUAUCUCGGUUUAUUUUGGGUGCAAUUGAGAGCUAUUAAAGGAAAACGAUAGAGAGAGGUGAGGUGUUAUCGUCACUGUCUCUACCAGAGCGAUAACUGAUGCUCGAAAUUCAAGAAAUCCGGAUCACCGUCAACGUUAACCACACACGAUCAAUAACGUUGUCGGUAUGCGUCAAUAUUGGCAGUAUUAUUGACCGCGUAAGGUCCCUAUAAGAGAUUUCGCGCGGCGAGACGAUGAGACGAGGAUGCAACAAGGCUCUCGCGCGGGGCUGUCGCGAUCGUUCGUCCUGUGGAAGGAAUCAAUAGGUAUAUUUAGUCGCGCAAUUAACAGAGGUACAUAGGGAUUACUGUUACAAUAACGUAACGCGAAAAGGACAAUUAAGGAUCUCCACGAUGGCUGUCGUACCGAUCAGGCUGCUUCUCUACGUAUGCGUGUAAUUUAUAAUAAUACGUCCCCCUCGUUCCCCGCCCCGAGACCAUAUCUCUUCCGCACGACUUUCUGCGCGAUGCGGGUUUUUGUAAUUUUGUAAUUUCUAAAGUCCUCCCGCGAGCGCGCGUGUGCAGCCGACAGUCGGGGUGGAGGGGAGUGCGCCGCGCGCUUCUCCGUCGCCGCAGCGGGGACCGCGAGAUUCCGCGCGGAGUUCCCUCGUGCGAUCUCCGGAAGAGGUUGCCCGCCGGCGAACGGGCAACGCGAAGAGAGCAAUUUCAACUCGACGAAACGACGGCACCAUUUUUUUUAAAUUUUAUUUUGCGUCUCCGUCGUACGGAAAGUUUCGCUGCGCGUUGGGGUGACUUCGACCAGGGGCUCGAUUCUUGAAUUCUUACAUUCGAGGGAGAAACGCGUGCGAAAAGUUGCAGGUUGAUUCGCUAUUCGUAUGGUUUUUAGCCAGUCGACUCUUAACUUUUCUGCGGGAGCAGAAUUUUCGCAUACGUUUCUCCUUCGAACGAAUUCAAGAAUCGAGUCGCAGACUCCGAUCAACUUGUCGAGCGACAUCGGUACCACUUUGUUUACGCCUGUAAAAUUAAGUGUUUGUCGUUUGACAUACGGAGAAAAAAGAUCGGAAAUGAAUUGUGCAGUUGAAAACGUUCCUUCGAGCGAUCCUUUCGAUUAAUCGGUGAUUAACUUACUAGGCAGCAUCCAUUAUCAUUUUGUUGAUGUGGAUUGUUAAUUAUUUCUUGUGUGAUGCACGAAGGAUAAGAGGCGAUGAAAUCGUGUAGCUGAGAAUGAAUCGAUUUUGCUGGUUCGAUCAGUCGCUGACUAAUUUAAUCGGAAUUUAGUCGAGUUUGCCCACAAUAUUUCACGCUUGUCCUCCGUGGGAAACAGGCGGGUCGAGAGAACUCAAUGAGGCACCUGCAAAAUAAAAUCCCUAUAAUGUCUCGUAAGAAGUGGCUUCUCUCGAUUCAUCCGCUUCCAUUGAAGAACGUCUUCUUCCCGCACGUUGAUCGAGAGCUUCGGAGUUUCGUGUCGUGUCCGGACGUUUAAAGAAAUUGUCGGAAGAGAACCACGCACGACCCGUUUUGAUCCCAUUGAAUGUUCGUCUCUCCUCUCUCUUUCUCUGUCUCUUCUUCGGUGUAGUAUAUUCUAACGGAUAUCAGUACAAAUCUACAACCUGUGUAAGAAAUAAAGGGAUACACAUCGCUCGGGUGGACAAAAAGAAUGACGAUAUCGUCGAGACACGUAUUUUUGGCAAUACACAGAUUUAAAAAGAUUACCAAGUAGCGCGUAGUAAGUAGAGAGAACACAAGGAAGUGAAUUUCGUUCGAAUGCAUUAUUUUUGACGACUGAAAGUUUAUACGCUAAAAAGGAUUAAUAUUGAUAAUACGAUAACGAGAUAAGGAUAUAGUAACGAUUGUGUACGUAACUCGUAGGACGGAUCGUUCGUUAUCGCUUCUCAUGCUAUUUUACCAUAAGUUGUGUCUUAUAAGAAUAAACAUUGUAAAUCAAUAAAAAUUGAAUCAAUUUUA